Molecule: messenger RNA, 9956 nt
Organism: Procambarus clarkii (red swamp crayfish)
Lineage: Eukaryota; Metazoa; Arthropoda; Malacostraca; Decapoda; Cambaridae
Source: RefSeq, a predicted model, not a curated record
CCUCCACCCCAGAGGCUGUGCCCACGUGGCGUGAGAGCCGCUGCUCAUCAUAGUAGAACUCAUGGUGUACGUUGUGGAUUAUAGCGUCAAAAUACUACGUGUUAUAGGAAAGGACACGGGUUGUGCUACAUCCAACCGGUUAAACCGGACCUCUCGCACCAGCCACCGGUUCCCAUCACUUGGCCAAGGUUGCGCACUCCAGCAAUGAGCCAGAGAUGUCGGCCGCAUCCUUGGCGUCCUUUGUGUAUGCUCGGCUGUCUUCCCCGGACGCAGACAUGACAGGGAGACCUCGGCACUCCUUGUCAACUCCGAGGCUCACCGCUGUCUGGAGGACCAAGUCGAUCCCCUACAACAUUCCGGCCCACACCACAUCUCCCUUCAAGGAGGACGGCUCGCUGUUACGGCUCCUGCGGGCCAAGUCCAUGCCGUCUCUUGUACUGGAGGAGCAACUAGCCGCGCGAACUCGAUUCGAUCAGUCGCCAGACACUACAUUUGAUAAAUCCCCGCCGAGGAGGAGGAGCAGCAGCUCUCCCUCGCCGCCUCCAUCGGGCGGAAGGAGGUUGUUCAGACAAAGGUUGAGUCAAGAUUUGAGGGAAGGAACAGAUUUUACAAGUGCUUUUGUUAGCACACCAAUGAAUAGCCCGCGGGAUCAGUCACCAGCAGAGCAGCGGAAGCUCACGCGGUCCGCCUCUGAUGGCCACAUCUGGGCAAGACGUAAAAAGCAUCUGCGAGAUGUGAGAAAUGAGUUUCCAGUCGGUACCCUGCCAUCAGUCAAGACUCUGAAGAACAAGUUUGACGGUAGUCUUGAAGGAGUUCAUUUGACGACAGAUUCGGGACAGUCAGACACACAUGAGCGUCAUCUUGACGCUAAGGGAACUCGCUACGUUACGAACAGGAAGUCCAGCCGCCAUGAGAGUUUAGAAAGAUGGGUCGGAGAAGAAGUUGUAGAGUCUCACGAGGAAUUAUCAGAUCCUCUUGGGAAGACAUUCAAGAAACUUUUACAGCGAUUUGAAACUUCUCCUCCGUUUGACUCGAACUACAAUGAACGCAAAAGAAGCCCAAUGAACACUCGCCAGACAGAUGGUACGGAGAAACCCCCGACAUUCAGCCCAGAAAGCUCGUCUUCUCCGCGACGAGUCAGGGAAAUGGUAGGAAGUCAGUCCGAGAGGAAGCCCAGACUUAAGACCAAGAGCAGAGACUUGGUCACUCGUGUUCGAGCGAGGAGUGAACCGGAUCCUUCUGCUAUAAAGCGUCUCAGCACCGAGACAGUCCCAGUGUCGGUGAAGAAGCUCAAGAUGCAGUUUGAGAUGCAAAGUGCUCAACAGGAAAGUAGACCGUGGCAGAGACAGGCAACAGCAGAGCCAGCUCUCAAGACAGCUAGAGCUCCUGUGGUGUCUUACCAACAAAAUGCCGCUAGAGAAACCGGAAACAGAGACUCCUAUCAUCUUAAAUCUGAGCUCCAGGAACUUAAAGAACGUGAGACAAGGACCGUGAAAGCUAGUCCAGAGGUGACAAUAGACUCCAAAACUACACCUUCCGUUAGGAAACUAAAGAUGCAAUUCGAAGAGGCAUUAUUGGCUCAGUUUAACAAUAGGACCAUUGAGAGAGACGAUACCAGCAAGCCUCGCAUGGCCAUUAAAGCGGGGCUCAGGUCACCCUUCGAGGGUAACUCCCACAGCCACGAAUCAGAGAUUACGAAGAUCGAGGAAGUGGUGGCGGGUGGGAGUUUUGCCGCCUCACAAAUGUUUUCCACUACUUCAGUAAGGAACCUUCUUCGCCAGUUCGAGACCAGUAGCCCUGAGGAAACCAACGACGAAGUACCGAAGUUUUCCUUCGAGCGCAAAGGUUCUAUAGACCACAGAUUCCCGAUUGAAACCAAAAAUAUAACGGAAAGGAUUCGCAAACCAAAAUACAAAUCGAGAAACGAUAGACGACCAAAGCUUGAGGCAGAUACUCAGAUUGAUAAAAGCAGCUCUUCCGAGAACGAAGAGGACACAGGCCGUGACAGAGACACAGUCCGUGACAAAGCUCCCAGGGCCAACGAGAGCUUCACGGCCUAUGCCGGUGAUGAUGAAAUGACGACAGAAUUAAAGAUACAUAGAAUAAUAGAUGAAGCUGUGAAGGAAAGUAAUUGGGAGAUCGAUGAACAUUGGGAAACGGAACAGAAAGGGAAAAUAAAUGACACCAUAGAACAAUCUCUGAUAAUUGGUAAGGAAAAUAUUGGUACAGAAAUCCAAAAGAAACUAGAGAACACUGAAGACGGCGAAAAGGAUAGGCGGAGAAUAAGUGAAGAACAAAAAGAGGAAGACCAACGAAGUGAACAAGAACGAAGGAAGAGAGAGAGAUUGGAAUAUUACCCAGUUGAGACGAAACCAACUGAAAAUAAACAGGAACUCGUAACUUACAGAGAAAUGGAUGAAUGUAAAAUAGCCCCAAACCGAGAAAAGCCAGAAGAGGAAAAGCCACAGCAAAACCCCGAGAUAAGGAUAGAUAACGUAGAACAAAGUAAAGAGACAACGCAAAAACGAGACGAUAAGACUGAAACAAGCGGUGAAGGCAUCAGAGACUGGCAAGAUUGUUACGUGAAGGAGGGCUGGCGUACACACGAGGCCGACACGUCCGGCGACACGUCCCCGGAGAAGGUAGGUGAACUCGUAGGUAAAUUUGCCACCAUCCAAGAAACGGAGAUUUCCGUCCCACUGGAGAACUCUGAAAAAGACCCCGCCGAUUACAAAGUUGGCAGACUCAUCGAUAAAUUUACUAAUCCUCGAGAUAUGGACUUCGAGGAGGAACGGCAGGAGAACGGCGUCCAGAAUCUGGUAGGCGGAGACGGCCGGAGACGCCUCUCUGAUGUCACUGCUCUCGUCAGCAAAUUUGCCAAGAUCAACAUGGGUGACCACGCGUUAUCAGAUUCGGAGGAAGCCAUCGCAAAGGCGAGAGCCAUGGCGCCAAUUCCCACCAUCCCAGCGAAGAGCGUGCCCGGUAAAGUUCGCACACUGAAGGCCGACGAGCUGCGCUUCUUCGAGACUGGCAACACAAACGAACCCUUCGUCAGGAGCCAGAGCCUCAGGACGAAGAAAUCUGAGCCUCCACCAUUUACUAAACCUCGAAGCGGAUCAUUACGUGAAAAGAAAAGCAGAAUGGCGACUUUGUCAGAGCCAGAGGGCCACUCUACAGCGGCAAAAGCUUCUCUUCCGGGAAAUUGCCGCCAGCUUCGUCCCGAUGAACUUCGCUUCUUCGGCAUCGAGGCAAACACUAUUUACUCCGUGAAAGAAACAAGUAUGGACAUCAGCAACGAGGAACAAAAUCAAACCAUCCAGGAAAAUCAAAGCAACGAGUCGCAGGAUUUUCGUCUAGAUAGCCAGGGUGAUCUACGUGGGCUUAGCGGGUUCCCUGGCGAGGAUAACAAUCAAUCCACGAACUUUGAAACCAAAACCGGUUUUGAAACUGACUCUGACUCCGAGGAAAGCAUCCUGAGAGGGGGUGACUCUUACGAUGCAGAAGACUUACUACUGGUAGAUGAACCGCGUAAGUUAGACUUAAUAGUUCCGAGUCACGAAAAUUCUGAAACCUCUUCCGAUUUUGAAGAAGAAUUCUCCCAUCAAAUUCAACAAACUACUGUAAGGAAUGUUGGGAUGGAAGAUGGCUUAGAGCCAUUAGAAUAUGAUGGAAGUCUGGAACAUUCCCUUGAAUUUCCCACUGAAGAUGCUGCGAUUGCCGAACAAAGCAAGUCUACCCUUAAACUUGCACCAGAGAAAGAAAACAAUUGUUCUUCUGCAGCUGAAGAAAACGGCACAAAUAUUGACGUUAGAGCGAGAGAGGAGACUAAAGUAGAAUUCAGUGAUACGGAAGAAAAUAAUUGUAUUCAGUUUAAUUUAAAAGAAAGACAUAGCACGGAAAAACCAAAGUAUAUAAAUGAUUCUAGUGAAAGUGAUGCCAAGCAAAAGGAGGCACCCAAAUUAAUUCAAUGUACAGACCUGUCCAGUGUAUUGUCGCAUCUUGACCCAUACGCUGUGCACAGAGUCCAGCCCCUUCAAGUCAUGGAAAAUAGCACAAAUAUUGAUUUUCCUCGGGAAGCCGAAGAAAAAUCAAUGAAACAGGAAAGCGGAGAGAAUAUCGAAGAAGCAAAGAGGGCAAUUAAUGAAAGCGCUUACACCUCGGUAAUUAAAGAAAACAUGUGUGUCUUAAGCUUGCAAGAAACACCAGACGACAGUGCUCAAGACAGAACCAGAAGUGGAGAUCAUACACACCUUCGAGACCAAAGCAUUGCAGGUUGCACAGGGCAAGCUGCUCUACCCAUCUCUACAGGCCCACUCGCGCAGGGCAAUUUGCAAUUAUUGCUUCCUCCCCCGCCUAUGCAGAGCGGCUUCGGACAAGGAGCACUAUUUCUGCGUCCUGAAUUAAGGAGCAAGUCAAUGGAGGCGACGCUACUGCAGUUACAACAGUGGGUCAGGCUGGAGCACGAUUACGUUGAUCUGGGUCAUCAAUCACCAGAUGGUGACCUUAGGGAUAAGGUGGAUCAUCAAUCACCGGAAAGUGACCUUGUGGAUAAGGUGGAUCAUCAAUCACCGGAAAGUGACCUUGUGGAUAAGGUGGAGCAUCAAUCACCGGAAAGUGACCUUGUGGUUAAGGUGGAUCAUCAAUCACCGGAAAAUGAAAUCGUGGAUAAGGUGGAGCAUCAACCACCGGAAAGUGACCUCGUGGAUAAGGUGGAACAUCAAUCACCGGAAAGUGACCUCGUGGAUAAGGUGGAUCAUCAAUCACCGGAAAGUGACCUCGUGGAUAAGGUUGAGCAUCAAUCACCGCAAAGUGACCUCGUGGUUAAGGUGGAGCAUGAAUCACCGGAAAGUGACCUUGUGGAUAAGGUGGAACAUCAACCACCGGAAAGUGAAAUCGUGGAUAAGGUGGAGCAUCAAUCACCGGAAGGUGACCUCGGGGAUAAGGUGAAGAAUCAAUCACCGGAAAGUGACCUCGUGGUUAAGGUGGAUCAUCAAUCACCGGAAAGUGACCUUGUGGAUAAGGUGGAACAUCAAUCACCGGAAAGUGACCUCGUGGAUAAGGUGGAGCAUCAAUCACCGGAAGGUGACCUCGGGGAUAAGGUGGAGCAUCAAUCACCGGAAAGUGACCUUGUGGAUAAGGUGGAACAUCAAUCACCGGAAAGUGACCUCGUGGAUAAGGUGGAACAUCAAUCACCGGAAAGUGACCUCGUGGAUAAGGUGGAACAUCAAUCACCGGAAGGUGACCUCGUGGAUAAGGUGGAACAUCAAUCACCGGAAAGUGACCUCGUGGAUAAGGUGGAGCAUCAAUCACCGGAAGGUGACCUCUGGGACAGGGUGGAGCAUCAACCACCGGAAGGUGACCCCUGGGACAGGGUGGAGCAUCAACCACCGAAAGGUGACCCCUGGGACAGGGUGGAGCAUCAACCACCGGAAUGUGACCUCUGGGACAGGGUGGAGCAUCAACCACCGGAAGGUGACCCCUGGGACAGGGUGGAGCAUCAACCACCGGAAGGUGACCCCUGGGACAGGGUGGAGCAUCAACCACCGGAAGGUGACCCCUGGGACAGGGUGGAGCAUCAACCACCGAAAGGUAACCCCUGGGACAGGGUGGAGCAUCAACCACCGGAAGGUGACCUCUGGGACAGGGUGGAGCAUCAACCACCGGAAGGUGACCUCGAGGAUCGGGUGAAUCAACCACCGGAAGGUGACCUCGAGGACAGGGUGGAGCAUCAACCACCGGAAGGUGACCUCGAGGACAGGGCGGAGCAUUUGAUAAAUUACAUAAACGAGGAUGAGAGAGGAGAGGCCCAGCUGGGCGAGAGGGCGGAAGAGACCACAUUAUCAGCAAAUACAACAGGCGCGGGACCCAACGACGCUGGCCAGGGACGACGCUCCUCGGUCCUCGUUCUCAAUAGUAUCAGCGACCGACAAUAUUCUGAUGACGAGUCGAGCUCGGACGCUGACAUUGGCCUUCUGGACCAGGCUUUGUUGGACAUCGAUGAAAUGGAGCUGAACGAGAGUCCUUUGCAGUUAAACUUUGCCACCUACCAGACGAACACGAGUUCGACUGGCAUAUCAGCAAGCUCAGCGUUAGCUGCUGCAUCAGCAGCGUUAGCUGCAGCUGAUGCAGCAGCAGCAUCAGCAGCUGCAGCCGCAGCAGCUACGAAGGCGGCUCAGAGGAACUGUUCAAAGUCCGUGACGAUUUUGUCGAAUCUUGCUGCAAAUGCAGAAAACCUUUUGUCGCUGGGAGGCGUCGGUGAGGGAGUGCGUCAGAGGGCUGUUAACGAUUCAGCACCGACGAGUACUAAUGGCUUUGAGCAGGGCGUCGGCACCGGGGCAGGCGUCGGCAUGAACAAUGCCCCAGAGAGUCGAGGAAGCAGUGACAGGCUUCAGGAAGCAGGGGCGGGAGAGCGAGGACAGACCGACACCUUUGGCAGUUCGGAUUUAAUUAAUGAACGAGAAUUUGUUGAAUUUUGCUUCUUAGUGGUUGUGUUAUCGGUUGUGAUAUAUUAUAUUUCAAUUUUGUUUUCAUAAUGAAUUAUUUUUUCAUUCAUUUUAGUUGGGUUAGAUAAUGUAGUAAUUUUUAAUUAUAAAUCCAAUUUAUCAGAAAUUUACUCCAUUGUCAUAGUUUUUAAUGUACAUAUUUCAUUCUUGUCUCAUUGUUGUGUAACUUUGAGUGGCCAUGUAGUCAUUAGAAUACUUUCACUUUUUGCUAUUUUCAGCUGCACUUGUUUGUCUUCGCGACCUCAAACUUUUCCCCUUGUGAUGAAAAGUUCAAGAUAAUGUUAUAAGCUCAACGAGGUUUGAAACCAUGUUGUUUUGAUGGGACUAUUCACGUGAAAAUUUUGUGUUUUCUUAACUUUGAUCAAAGACUACUGAUAUGAGAUGUAAAUAUUCAUUUCCCGAAGAGGCUGAUGGGCAAUUUAAUAUUAUUCAAGAUACUCAAAUUGUUAUUAAAAAUUACAAAAAUAAAUGUUAAAUUGACUAAAUUCCAAGCCAUAAAUUUCUCUCUCGGACUCGUAUUAUAUUUCCACCCUCUCCCUUCUCUCCCAUCUCUCCAUUCACUCUACCCCUCUCCCACCCCUUCAUAAUUUCCUUAUCUAUACUUUUCCCCUACACACUAGUUACAUUUCCCCAACCCCGUAUGUACAUUGCAUUCUUAAAAAUAUACAUAUAAGCUGAUUCCAAUAAAAUGGAAAAUGUGAAUUAACAUAUCGAGAAUCCCCAAAAUGAGUGGAUUUUCAGGUGACGUCUUGCCUACAAGGGAUUUCAUCAAAUGUAACAGAUAAGAGUUCGAGGUGUUGUAGGGAGAGCCUGUGGUGUGUGGAGGUCAGUCAAGACUUACGAGGGAUUGUGAUGUAAAAAUGUUUUAAAGUAUUAGAAAAGAAUGGAAGCACUGGUAGAUUGUCCAUGUUUAUGAUGGUGGUGUAGUGUCGAUGGCUGCAGACCUUGCCAUCGCCCCUAAUGUUAGUUUUCUUUAAUGAUUCAGUUUUGCAGAGAUUUGUGGAGUGGUCCUGCUGUGUGAAGUUUUGGUGUUACCGCCACGGCUGGUGUACAGGUGUUGCUCCUGCUUCCUGUGUGUUGCUGUUACUGACCCAGCAGGUAUUCCCGUUCCUUAAACGUUAACAAUCCGGCUUUCUGGAUGCGUCAUAUUGACUGUCACAAGGAAUAAUGUUAUACACCUCUGUUGUUGGGACUUGUUUAAUUCUGCUGCUGACGAAGGUGCUGCUGAUGGUGCUGCUGCUGCUGCUGCUGACUGUAAUCGGAUAUUUUGUGCACAAUGUUUUAGUUUUGCUGUACUGUUUGUGUCUGUUUGUUGCUGUCCUGUUGGGAGAAGAACCCGUCACUCUCCUCCGUUUUGUUCAGUAUUCGUGUUAACUUUUUUUUUCUCUCCUUCCACAUUCCCUAAUGAAGGAAAUUUUGUGUAUUGUGUGUAUUUUAGGUUUAGAAAAAAAUGGGCUAUAUAUUGACAUCUCUCUUCAAUGAACUGCCGGUUACAUAUACUUUAAGCUCGGGGGAAGAAUCAAAUCCCUUUGCCUCAUUGCGAGAAUACAAAUACAGCAUUCAUAGGAUGGUUGCACGUAAGCCUUUGGCCUUGUGCGCCCCCAACUUUCAUUAUUAGUGUGUCCAGGAGAGAAAGUAGUCUUUGUAAAGUAAAUGCAAUUUGUGGGUUAAUGGUGUUAGUAAUAUUAUUCCAAUGGGAACGGCUUAGCUUGAAGCUUAAGACUUUAUCCAGUAAUUUAAGUGCUGGAGAUUCUGGUCCUGAAUGAAAGCAAGACGAGGCUUUAGCCUUCUCUCCGACACUGUGAAAUUACAUAGUUAUGCCUUAAUUUUCAAACUAUGCCGCUUUAACUUUAAUGAUUUCAGGAGCACACAAUGAAGUUUAGGAAGAGAUGGCUAACAUUGUUUACACUAAUAAUGAAAGAAGGUGACACACAAGGUCAAAAAGGAAACAGCCUAUGAAAUCGACCUAAUUUUUGUUUGCUUUCGUCAUAACAGGACGCAUCGAGGCAGAGAGAUUUGAUUCUUCAGAGUUUAAAAUAAAUAUAUAACCAGCAGCUCCUUGAAGCGAAAUGUCAAUAUUUCCAUACUAAACCUUAAAUAAUCUAUCCUCCAUUAGGGAUUGCAAGGCGACAACAUUAACAGAACACUAAGCGAAUCUGAGUGAUGGUAACUUCUCCCAACAGGACAGAGAAAGCAUUACAGCAAACAUUCUAAAAUAGUCAAUAUAUCUUGCACAAAACAGCUACGACAAUCUUUACUACGACGAAGAAUAUGCAAGUGAAAUAUAUUUAUUAAGUCAAAUGGUUGAAUCUACAUAGUAUGCCAGCUGGGUCAAUAAUACCAACGUCCCUUGUAUCGCACAGGAAGCACAGGAUCAACAACUGUAGAUUAUAAGUACGAUAACCUCAAGACAACAUCGAUAGCAGACUGUUUACUCUGCAGCCAGAUAACAAAAUAUCAUCGUACACAAUGAUAGAAACUAAAAGUACUUCCCUUACUGAUUUAAUACUAAAUAGCACAACAAUUUCUCGUUUCUCGCCCUUACCUUACACUCUUCCAUACGACUUACCAUGAUCAGAAAUUUUCAGGCGAGACGUCAAAUGAAAAUUGAUCAUGGUUGUCAGUGUGGUCGAGUUGUUACACACACACACACACACACACACACACACACACACACACACACACACACACACACACACACACACACACUCACACUCACACUCACACUCACACUCACACUCUCUCUCACACUCACACUCACACUCUCACACUCUCGACUAAUAUGUAGUGUAAUUGUGUAAUUGUAAAUUGAAUGUUAAAUUAUCUAAAAAAUGUGAUGAAUGAAAAUGAUAAGUGUACUAAUUAAACUAACUCCUGUACAUACAGUUGUAUCGAAGAAAUAUUUAGACGAGUUUGUAGUGUUGAAUUGUGUGAUUGGUGCUUCGUGGUGAUUGUAGCGCAGGACUGCCUCCAUUUUUGUUACAGUUGAACUGGAGUAUUGUCUUCAAAAAUAAAACAUGUGAUUAACCAAACAUCAUUUGUAUUGAUGUUGGUCUUUAUAAUGUGUCCUCUUCCCCCCCCCCCCCCCGAGGGAGGCGUUUUGUUAAUACUAUUGUUUUGUGAAGUUGCUGUUUUGUUAUAUAUUUGUUUUGUAAAAUUUAAAGUGAUUAAAAGGAGCCAGUUUGUUUCUACUUAAACUCCUUUACUUAGUUCAAAGUAACUUGUACGUUACUUACAGCUCCCAAUAAUGUGCUGCUGGAAAUAGAAUGCGAUAUUGCAUUUUGUGUUUUACAGUUAUGACAUUUUAUAAUACAUGUAUUAGUUUAUACGUUCGUGUACUUUCUGAACUGUUGUCAACUGAAAAAUUCAUGAAUUUUAUAGUUAGGAAAAUCUAUUUUAUAUUCAGUUACGUGUUAGUGUAUUUGUUUAUAAAAUAAAAAUAAAAAAAAUUUA